Molecule: messenger RNA, 615 nt
Organism: Cylicocyclus nassatus
Lineage: Eukaryota; Metazoa; Nematoda; Chromadorea; Rhabditida; Strongylidae
Source: the annotation of a GenBank genome assembly
AUGCUCUUGUCAUCGGACAACAAUGAUAGAUGUAAUCCAACAGCUGGAGGACUAGGCUCUAGAGCAACUUUACAGCUUGCUUUCCAUCAGUGGAGUGAACCUGCUAAUCUCACUUUCCAAGAGGUCAACGACAAAGAUGCAGAUAUCGUUAUCACAUCCAUUCCACUCGAGUCUUACAGUGAAGACAGAGCCAUAGUCUGCCAAGUAUACGCUCCACCCGUCGGACGCAUAGAAUUGAAUCCCCAUGUGAACUGGACAUUGAAUGAGGCAGGAGGAGGAGAAGGACAGGAGGACUUUUAUGCAGGAGCACUGCGAGUGAUUGGUUAUGCUCUUGGAUUCAUGAAAUCUGAUGAUCCAGAAUCUGUUAUGUACGGGUUAAGGAUUUCAAAUCGUAAACUUGGAAAAAAUGAUAUACGAAUAAUUCGAAUGCUUUUUCCGAAAACGCCAAAUGUGGAAGAAGAUGCUAUCCUGAAGAAUCUAUCAAACAUCGAUGACAAUUUACUCCUACUACCAAAGGCUUGGCGGCGCCACGAAGUCACCGCUCCUCCAAAAAAAGCUUUGGUGAGAGAUGCCAUGCUGAAACAUAAUCUUGUAUAUGACUGGUGGUCUGUGUGA